Messenger RNA from Trichosporon asahii var. asahii CBS 2479, 711 nucleotides. RefSeq lists its product as uncharacterized. Bases 1 to 711 code for a protein of 236 amino acids. The transcript has a single exon. NCBI's taxonomy places the organism in Eukaryota, Fungi, Basidiomycota, Tremellomycetes, Trichosporonales, Trichosporonaceae. The record is from RefSeq and is a predicted model, not a curated record.
AUGUCUAUGCGCCUCUUCGACACCCGAUGGCCGCCCGCAAACGCCACGCUCAUCUGCAGCUCCGCCUCCUGGGUCACAACGCGUGACUGCUGCCGGGACCGCCUAAGCUACAGCGCGCAGAACGCGACGACGGGCAUGAAGGGCGCAUGUCUCUGGGGCGGCAAUGCGACGCAGUGGGACGCGUGCGUGCAGCGAACUGGCAUCAUCCCCGACCCGAACAACCCCAACCCCGAAGUGCCCGUGAACGGAACCGAUGGGCAGAUCACCCCCGGCCUCGCCGAGUGUACGCCCUACGGCACCUUCUUCGCCGAGAGACAGGCCGGCGCGUCCCAUAACCAAGAGAACAUCACAAUUGUCUACACAUCGGAGAAGGACAAGCACGACCCCUCCAGCGCGCCCCAGGACAAUAGCGUCCUGUUCUCCACCAUUGACGCCGAGAGGGAUGCCAGCCGCACGUGUUGCAACGAGGCGGACGAGUAUUGGCGCCGGUUCGCCGAGUUCACGACUACUUCGUCCGGCGCGUGUAUCUUUCACAAGGACGAGGCCGAGAAAAAGAACAUCUACGAGGAGUACUGGAAGCCAUGCAUCCAGGGGCUCGACGCGUACCCCGCCCAAAUCGAGAAUGUGACGGGUACCUGGAGCGCGGGCUUCGCCAACCGAGCCAGCGCUGGGCUGGUCGUUGCUGCCGCAGCGCUCGCCCUGCUGGCAUAA